CCAGUGAGUUUUAGGGCGCUGUUACUGCACGACGCAAAGCUCGCAGCUUGCUGUGAUCCGGUUUUCGUGAUUACUUCGGUUCAUCCCAGCAAAUAUUUGUUUCACGGCUACCUGAGACAUUCUUGCAGUGCUCAAGAGUUUGUUUUCUGUUCAAAUUAGGAGGAUUUUUGGACGUACUUUGUGCUGGUGCUAGCAAGAUUUUCAUUCAUUACUCGCAAGUGACUGUGAAAGUGUAGACCUUGGAUCCACUCUAGGUGUCGAAGCCGUUAGAUUUUGUUCAUUCAUAAAAACCGGAGUCUGGCGCAGUGUAGUAACGACUGAAGCUCGUUUUGCAAUUCAUGUAUGAAGUGGUGAAUUGGAGACUACGAUUUUAAUUCCAUUAAAAAAGGAAUACAUUUGAAUACUCUAAAAGUUAUCGGGGACUAGACUCUAAAAGUGUUUUCUUUUUCGUAAUUAAAUGGUGAUUUAUUCAGAGAUUAGGGGAUUCAGGGACUGUGUGCAGUGCUGAAAGAUUUAAACGAUGCGUAAAGCAGAUUAGUGAAAGCACUUAUUAAAAUGUUUGUUUUUGUUAUGGUUUAAUUGUUUGAGUGAUUUAUUAAGUGAUUAUUUCACGCCUGUUGACUUGGAUUACGGCUUUUAAACAUGGAUAUUACUCUUUUAACGACAUUGUAUUUCCUGGCCGUCGUUUAUGCAUCUCAAGCCCAGCAGCAGUACUUCCGUUUGUUACCGAAAGAUGUCAAGAUCCACGAGGGCGGAGAGGCCAUGUUGGAGUGCGAAGUGGCCAAUCUAGCGGGUCAAGUGCAGUGGACCAAAGACGGAUUUGCUCUAGGUUUUUCUUCCGUAAUUCCCGGAUUCCCUCGUUACUCCGUGAUAGGGGACAGACGACACGGAGUUUACAACCUGAGGGUGAGCAAUGCAUCCCUCGAGGACGACGCCGAGUAUCAGUGCCAGGUGGGACCGGCAAGACUGCAGAAGGCCAUCAGGGCCAACGCAAGACUCAACGUUAUCUCUCCACCCUCUUCAGUUGAAAUAUUAGACCACUCACACAAUUCAAAGAUUGAAAUAAAAGAGAAUCAGGAAUUUCAUUUAGAAUGCAGGGUGAGAAACGCCAAGCCCGCUGCGAAAAUCGUCUGGUACAGAGGAAACGUGGAAAUUAAUAUACCUAAUCGCGAAGACCAGACCAUCGACGUUCCGGGUAAAAACGGUGACAAACGAAUCACCCGAUACGACACCCACUCCAGAGUAACUCUGAAACCAACCGCCGAGGACGACUAUGCGGAAUACACCUGCGAAGCAAGACACGAAGCUCUGUCGCAGGAUAUCCCCAUGAGGACCACCGUCCAGCUGAGUGUACUAUAUCCUCCGGGUCUGCCCUACAUCGAAGGUUAUACCGAAGGAGAAACGAUAAGAAGAGGACAGACCGUCGAACUGGUGUGUAGAAGCAGAGGCGGUAAUCCCCCGGCACAACUGAUUUGGUAUAAAAACGGGGAACAGAUUCGGAUGGCCUACAGAACCGCUGGCAGAGUAUCCGAAAACGUUUAUACUUUCACAGCAGAUGCUAGUGAUGACAAGGCGAGGUACAAGUGCGAAGCAAGCAACGUUAUGUCGAAGUCCCCGCUGAAAGCCGAGAUCGAUUUGAGUGUAUUAUUUUCGCCGGCGCAUGUUACCAUUUCUGGACCAACCGAAGCAAGAGUUGGAGAUCCUGUUCCUCUCACUUGUACCACUGCAAAUUCCAAUCCUCCCGCUGAAAUUAAAUGGAUGGUGGGUGGAAGACAAGUUCGGAAUGCCACCUCCAGGACUGUCAUGUCUCCGGAAGGGGGUUGGAUCACCACUUCGAAUAUAACCACGGUUGUUGAGCCAAACAGGAGGAGUUUGGUUGUCAUUUGCCAUGGUCUCAAUAUGCAGUUGACGGAAAAUGUCGUGUCUACUCAUACCAUCAAUGUUUUAUAUCCUCCCAGCCAGCCAUUCAUCCACGGCUACACAGAAGGUGCUCACAUUCCUGCUGGUACUGUUCAGAAAAUAUCCUGUACAUCCUCCGGGGGAAAUCCCCUUGCGACAAUGACUUGGUACAAAAAUGACAAAAAGAUCCACUCCACAGUGAAAACUUCCGAAAAAUCAGUCACGGCUGAAGUAACGAUUUUGACAAAUGUCACCGACAAUGAAGCUAGGUACAGAUGUGAAGCAGCGAAUUCCGCUACAGAAAUACCAUUGUUUGAGACCUUAACCAUGAGCGUGUAUUUUCCCCCUGACCAUGUGAAAAUCAGGCAAGAACCGGAGGAGUUGAAGCCCAACGAAGAGGGCAUAUUAAUUUGUGAUUCCAGCUCCAGUAAUCCACCAGCAAAGCUAUCUUGGUGGCGAGAAGGAAUACCUGUUCCCGGGUUGGUCAAUUCCACAAAACCGGGCCUUCAUGGUGGUACAGUGUCCAGUAUUGAAAUGAAAGUGAACGUUACUGAGGAAAUGAAUGGGAUAGUGUAUACUUGUCAGGCAAAUAAUGAGGCUCUGCAAAGGUCUGUCCACGAUGCUAUCACUCUUCAAGUUUUGUAUAAACCAGUGUUUGAUACUAACAACGAAGAAGCAGUAACAGGAAUUGAAAACGAACCCCUCAUCAUCACACUGAAAGCCGAUGGAAAUCCCCAAAAUAUCGCCUAUACAUGGACCAAAGACGGGUUGCCGAUCACACAGGCUGCGUCAGCAAAUGGCAUCGAAAGGAUUGUGUCUGAUGGACCUCUACUGAAUAUCACUAAACUUAGUCGACACGAUGCUGGUAGCUACAGCUGUGAAGCCCUGAAUUCUCAAGGCAGCAGCUUGGCUGUGGUCAACAUUACUGUACAAUAUCCAGCAUCGAUAUCUCAAAUAAGUGAAAACGUGAUAGUGAACCCAAAAGAAGACGCCACUCUCUCCUGUACUGCAGAUGGCAAUCCUCUGGCUGACGACACCAUUACAUGGAAAAGAGAUGAUUUCCCGGAAUUCGCUGCCCGAACUUCAGUGAUGUAUGACAAAAAUGGCACCUCUUAUCUCAGGAUAUCAGGCGUUACACGAGAAGAUCUGGGUAACUUUUUGUGUGUCGUUAACAAUGGAGUGGGAAACGCAACCUCGAAAGAAGUUAUGUUGAUUGUUAAACAUAAGCCAGAGAUCGAUGAACAACCACAAUAUUUGAAGUUUGCCACUGAUGCUGGUGAUACUGGGAAGCUGAUAUGUAGAAGUAGAGCAUCUCCAUUGGCAAGAUAUACAUGGGCUAGAAAUGGGACUCCCAUCACUUCAAAUACGACUGGAAAAUAUUACAGCACAUACAGACAAGUGGAUCAGCUGACGACAGACUCAACACUGUACAUCACCCACGUAACUUCUGCCGACUACGGCCUCUACGAAUGCGUCGCCAGGAAUGAACUGGGUUUCUCCACUAUAUCUCCACGACUGGAGGUUACUUCUGCUCCUGACACACCGACACUUUUAACUGUCGUGAAUGUUACCCACGACAGCGUUACUCUACUAUGGACACCCGGAUUCGAUGGAGGAAUGAAGGCGGCUUAUAGAGUUAGGUACAGGAAGGUUGACGAUGAUGGAUACAAGUACGAAGACGCUGUUGGUAGCAACGUAACUACACAUAUUGUCAAAGGGCUUGAGGUAAACACCCAGUAUGUCUUCUCGAUUAUGGCGUCCAAUAAGCUCGGAAACAGCAAAUAUAUGCCGGACUUGCUGUCGGCCAAAACGUCAAUGUUUGUUGGCGAUCAAGUUGAGAAAGUCAUACCAGACGAGUUGCUGGAGAAACAGGAUUUGCCCAGGAUAGUUAUUAUAAGUGUUUCGGUUGUUGGUGUUAUUCUCCUAUUCAUAAACAUUGGAUUGGUAGCUGGCUGUAUGCUCAAAAGGAGAGCCAAAAGAAUCAGAGAGCAAAAUAAUCAAACCAGCAAAUCUGCCACCAUUGAAAUGUAUGCACCAAGCAGCUACAACGACACUGUGACAGGGGAAACCCUUUCUUCUGUUAGUGAAAAAAGUGAAACCUACAGCAAUGAGGGCAGUCAUCAUGACUACACAGACGAGAGUCGCAAACCUCCGCCAAACACCUAUUUGAUGGAUCAUCAACCAGAUUACCCAGGGGCAUAUCCAGUUUAUGAAAUGCAGAUGCCUGUACAAACUGGUAUCAGUAUGGCUCACAAGACGCAUACCCUGCCUCAUCCUCAUCAUCACCAUCAACAUGAUCAGAGACCCAGAGCGAGAGAUGACCAAAGUCUAGGUUACCAUGGUGGCAUGUCAGGCAAAUCUUCUUACGUGAGCGCACCAUCUCCAGCUCCACCAACCGAUGGGUCGUACUUCAACAUGUCUGACCGAUACCUGUCGUAUCCCCCUCCACUGGACUUCCAAUCAGCGCCACCUAUACCUGCACAUCCGCACAUCACACAUACUCACGUGCCGAUCACGCCUCCGCUGCCAUCUAACGGAUCUCUGUUGCGUCACCAGAGGGGCGUUCUGCCUCCAGACGUUUUACACAACACUAGCCAGAACGCCCAAAUUUUACAAGCCCAAACUCUCGCCCAGAAACGGGAGCUGUCCAGUUUCGGUAACGGUUACGGCGUGAACGAACAGGAAGGACAUCUUGUGUGAGAUUCGGAAGAAAUUUUGUUUGUUUUGUAAAGUUCUUUCAGCCCGAGAGAGUAUUUUGUCCGAUUUUAUUAGAUGUUACGGAAUGGAGUGAAGACUGCUUGUACAUAGUGAGACUCGAACGAUACUCGAAUAAUGUGAUUUUUAAAAAGUUAAUAUCAUUGCAUACUCAGCCGCGGAUGUGUAUAAUAACUGGGGAAUAACUAGUAAGUGUAAUGAAGAUAUGAUUAAGUUUUUUUUAAUCGUCCACGAAUUCAGUGGGACAAUAAUCAAAAAUGAUUUCAUUUUAUACUUAGCUUUAGUAGUUUUUGAGUAAUACGCCUUAUGUUUUCAGUACGAUUACUGAAAAACUUUAUUUGCUAACUGAUAAUCAGUUGUAGUUUAUCAAAAUGUGAUCUGAAACAAUGUACGUUAAUCGAUAUCGCUGUUACUGUUAUGAUUUAUCCAAUGUACGGUUUAUUUUGUAUUUUCAUCUUUGAACAUAUAUUUCUUGUAAAUAUCUUUUAAGUUUUACGUGUAAAUAUUUAUUUUCUAGGAUUUGUUUCAUCGGAAAUAAUUUACUAGUCCAAUCAAUCAACCAAAGCAUUCUAAAUACACUUUUGUAAAAAAUCGUUAUUGUAUCCAGAAUUUCUUUUUUUCAUUUAUUUUGUUUAUACUAGCAGGGUAUUUAUUUCUUCAUUAUAAUCCCCAAAAAUUAAGUUUUAGUUUUGUUAAUAUAGUUUGUACAUUUUCAGCUAGAGUUUGUAUAAGUUUCAUUUUUAGAAUUAAAGUUAUUUUAUUUUA
Leptinotarsa decemlineata (Colorado potato beetle) is the source of this 5379-nucleotide messenger RNA. RefSeq names its product sticks and stones (gene sns). Lineage: Eukaryota; Metazoa; Arthropoda; Insecta; Coleoptera; Chrysomelidae. Gene Ontology annotation, molecular function: cell adhesion molecule binding. The record is from RefSeq and is a predicted model, not a curated record. Gene Ontology annotation, cellular component: plasma membrane; cell-cell junction. Gene Ontology annotation, biological process: cell-cell adhesion.